UUUGUUGGAGACCUGAAACUCUUCCGCACAACAUUAAUCUCAGUUUUCCAUCGCUGCAAUGUCGCAAGGAAAAAUUUGAUGCCUAUAUCCAAUUCAUAGAUCAUCAAAGUUAAUUCUUAAUCAGACAAAGAGCAGACAAAUGUUCUCUUCUCUAGAAUCACAUUUGGGCUAAAAUUGUAGCAAAGAUAAUUUGCAACCAGUACACUGCUGCAUUUCACAUAUGGCAGGCACAACCUGAACUGGCACCAUUCAGUACUUGGUAGUGGAUGUGAAGGUUUAUUUAGUAUGAAUAUGUAAGUUUUGAAUUCCUUUCUUGUUAUUACAUGUCUUAUCUUUUCCUGUAUGGGAUAAAUCUGGUACUGCAUUGGCAGUUCUUACUAACAUUUUUGUAAUUCCCUUCAUUACACUCUUGAGAACUCAUUUAGCUGUUGUUUGAAAGUUUCUCAGAGGAACUUGUACAUAAAAGGUUAGGUCAAUCUGGUACUGUCAAGAAAAAUGUGGAUAAUGCAUUUCUUUUGAUGUUACUUCUUUGACAUGCUGCAAUCCUGGAGCCUGGAUUUAUGGGAUGAGGAUUGGGAUCGUCGAGUCUUGAACCUUAGAUUUCUAGAUGAUACCACACUUCUCAAAGAAGAUGUGGUCAUUGAGCCGCAAUGGUGGUUGGCAAUUUGUGAAGGUUGGUGGAUGAUAGCCAUGGCUUUGUGGUAGAAGGGAAUUCCUCUUUAAUCAUCUGUUUUCUGAUUAGGUGUUGAGCAAGGUAGAGAAAGGAAAUCCUUUGAAAUUCUGAUAAAAGGCUGGGGAUGGACAACUUUUAUUCCUUUUUAGGUGCAUUUGUUGUGGUGCUUGAAGUUGCUGUAAAAGUUUUCCUGAAAUGUUGGUAACUUUGUUUAAAUUGCCAGAUUUUUGUUUAGUAAAUAAUAUAAAUAAAU
Molecule: messenger RNA, 926 nt
Organism: Rubroshorea leprosula
Lineage: Eukaryota; Viridiplantae; Streptophyta; Magnoliopsida; Malvales; Dipterocarpaceae
Source: the annotation of a GenBank genome assembly